AUGCAACCACCACCACCACCACCACCACCACCACCAGAACUCAGAAUCAGAACAACACCACCACCACCACCAUCAUCACCAUCAUCCUAUCUAAGUAGGCCCUCACAACGAGUAACACCUGAACAUUUGGCAUUGGUCAUGACGUGUGAAAAGUUGGGGUGUUACAAGUUGGUAUCAGAACAGACUCAAAUAGCUGCGAAUAGGCGAGGAUGCCCUCGACUGGGAGGAACAAGUGAGGGAACUUUCCCUGAUGCAGCGCCUAUUCUUGAAUUCGUAAACGCUAUGGCCGCUGCUGUACGUGAAUCAGUAGCUACUACUAACCGAGCAGCUGAACGUCUUGAUCAUUAG
This is a messenger RNA of Arachis stenosperma, 348 nucleotides long. RefSeq lists its product as uncharacterized. The transcript is spliced from 3 exons. NCBI's taxonomy places the organism in Eukaryota, Viridiplantae, Streptophyta, Magnoliopsida, Fabales, Fabaceae. The record is from RefSeq and is a predicted model, not a curated record. The coding region runs from base 1 to 348 and encodes 115 amino acids.